Molecule: messenger RNA, 1777 nt
Organism: Aspergillus nidulans FGSC A4
Lineage: Eukaryota; Fungi; Ascomycota; Eurotiomycetes; Eurotiales; Aspergillaceae
Product: cleavage polyadenylation factor subunit CLP1
Exons: 3
Coding region: 88-1728 (546 amino acids)
Biological process (GO): mRNA 3'-end processing; RNA processing
Cellular component (GO): mRNA cleavage factor complex; nucleus
Molecular function (GO): polynucleotide 5'-hydroxyl-kinase activity; ATP binding
Source: RefSeq, a predicted model, not a curated record
UCUCGGUCGCAACCACUACAUAUCUGUACCUUCUAUCUAGUGUUUAGAUUAUUAUACCGCUGCUCCCUGCUUACUGCCAGCAAUGAAAUGUCUCUCCCUGGUUUAGAGCUCACGCAGCCCUCCGCGGAGAGCCAGUCCGCUUCCGCACCGCCAACUCAGAUUAAUCUCUCCGCAGGUUCAGAGUGGAGGUUCGAGGUAGCCUUCGGGACCACCGUUCGAGUUAAGCUCCUAACCGGCACCGCAGAGCUCUUCGGCACCGAACUCGCCCCCUCACAAACCUACACGUUCUCCGGUACAAAGGCCGCAAUUUACACGUGGCACGGCUGCACCCUCGAAGUGAGCGCCGGUGACGCAGUCUCCGGACUCGAUGGGACUACAUCUGCCUCCGGCCGAGGCGGGCUCGGAGCAGGAGGCUGCCAGAGCGAAUAUAUCGCAGAGGAAACGCCGAUGGUAGAAUAUGCAAAUGUUCACUUUGCACUGGAGGGCCUCCGUGCUGAAGCGAAGGCGAGUGGGAGGGACGGACCCCGCGUACUGAUCCUUGGCCCCGAGGAUGCGGGGAAGACGAGCUUGUCAAAGAUCCUGACGGCCUAUGCGGUAAAGGUUGGACGCGAGCCGAUUGUGGUCAAUUUGGACCCGACUGAGGGGAUGUUGAGCGUGCCUGGUACAGUGUCGGCGACGGCGUUUCGGGCUAUGCUGGACGUUGAGGAAGGGUGGGGGAGUAGCCCUAUGUCUGGGCCGAGUGCGGUGCCGGUGAAGUUGCCGUUGGUGUAUUUCUAUCCGAUAGUCAACCCGUUGGAGGCGGAAGGGUCGGUGUUCAGGCCGAUUGUGUCGAGGUUGGCGUUGUCGGUUAUGGGAAGGAUGGCAGAAGAUGAGGAUGCGAAAGAAACGGGCAUUAUCGUUGAUACGCCGGGGAUUCUAAGCCAGAGUCGGGCGGGGGCUUUGGAGAUGAUUAACCAUAUUGUGACUGAAUUUUCGAUUACGACGAUUCUGGUUAUAGGCUCGGAACGGUUGUACAGUCUUAUGAUGAAAAGCUACGAUAAUAAGCCAUCGUCAAGUGCAUCUUCUGCGGCAUCAGAUGAGCGUAUCUCGGUAGUGAAGCUCUCAAAAUCCGGUGGGUGCGUUGAUCGUGACGCUGCGUUUAUGAAGGCAGUGCGCGAGUCCCAGAUUCGAACAUACUUCUUCGGCAACCCGGUCCCUACCACGGCUUCAUCGGCAUUGUCUAUAUCCUCCUCUUCAACAACAAAUGUUACACUAUCGCCACACGCACAGCAGCUAGACUUUGACGCUAUAGCCCUCUACAACUACACCACCUCGUCGGCAGAGGAGGACCAAAACGACGAGGACGACUAUGAUCCCGCCCAAUUGACGACGGACUCCUUCCUCCCGGGAAACAACGAGGCAGAGAGCGCAUCCUCUCUUCCCGGCCUCAAUUCGGCAGCCAAUGCCAGCGCCGCUGCCGCCGCUGGCGCACUCGUGCCGCUGAAAAAGGUCCCGGGCCCUGCGCCCUCUGCACUGGCCAACACUCUUCUUGCUAUUACGCAUGCCUCUCCCACCAGCAGCCCAUCUGAGAUCCGGGACGCGAGCACCAUGGGGUUCCUUUACGUCGCUGACGUCGAUAGCGAACGUGGGAAGAUCAGGGUCCUUGCGCCGGUGGGGGGCCGGGUUCCCUCACGAGCGAUCAUCUGGGGUAAGAAAUGGCCGGCGGAAGUUGUAGGGCUGGUAGGGUAGAUAAUCAUAAAAUAAUGAUACAAACUGCUCAAUACAUAGGAUAUUGUCG